This is a messenger RNA of Gigantopelta aegis, 819 nucleotides long. RefSeq names its product serine hydrolase RBBP9-like. The transcript has 2 exons. Bases 186 to 737 code for a protein of 183 amino acids. Gene Ontology annotation, molecular function: hydrolase activity. The record is from RefSeq and is a predicted model, not a curated record. Lineage: Eukaryota; Metazoa; Mollusca; Gastropoda; Neomphalida; Peltospiridae.
UUUUGGGCUGCCUUUACACACAAUUUACUAUAAAAUCCAGUAAAUCUAUACAUGUUUCGCAUGAGUGAGUUUCCCUGGACUUCAUAGAAAUGGAUUGUUUGUCGGUUGCUCAUGAUUAGAAAACCUUCAUAAUUCAAGCUAUAACUUGUAGGCCUAUGUCUUGAACUACGUUUGUAUGCCGUAAAAUGACCUCUGCAUGCAAAGUUGCCAUAGUUCCGGCAAACGGUUGCUAUGAUGUUUAUAAUUGCUUUUGGUACGGCUGGCUACACAAACAGUUGACUCAAAGCCACGUUCACUGCGUUCUACGUUCCAUGCCGGAACCAGACAUUGCCAGAGAAUCGAUUUGGAUUCCUUUCAUGCGCAAUGACCUCGAGUGCGACGAGCAGACGAUAAUCGUCGGUCACGUUUUAGGAGCGGAAGCGGCCAUGCGAUUCGCCGAGAAGUACAAGGUCAAGGGCAUUGUGCUGGUGUCAGCGUGCGUCACGGACUUGGGCAUCGCAAGAGAGCGCGAGAGCGGUUACUUCGACAGACCCUGGAAGUGGGUGAAAAUAAAAUCGAACACCGAUUUUGUGAUGCAGUUUGGCUCCAAGAACGACCCCAUCAUUCCCUGGAAGGAACAGGAACGUAUUGCCGACGCCCUGAACGUUGACCUGCAUAUCUUUAAGCGAGGUCAUUUUAUGACCUCCACAUUUCCAGAACUUCUGGAAUUAAUUAUUUCAAAGGUAAAAAUCAGUUGAUUCGUAGAAUAACGGGUAAUCAAAUGUAAAUCUACAAUUUUAACAGAUAAAAAAAAAAAAGAAGAGACACCAAAGAUAUGAA